AUGUCGAAACAGAAAUUUUGUUGCUCAUCCAGAGAAUAUUAUUCAUUGACGAAUAAUUUGGUGGAAACGUUGAUUAUAAUUCCACGCGUAGUCGUUUGCAAAAAACUGAAAAAGGGGCAAGUAUAUACGCAAACAAUAACCAUCAAAAAUAAAGGAUUGUAUCCACGCAACUUGAUAUAUGCGACUGAUAGUCUACAAGAUACAAAAAUUAUUUUUCCUCCUGACUGGGAAUAUGACUACUUGCAACCCGAUGAAGUUAUUGAAAUAAAGGUUCUGAUAACUCCUACCUCGAAUAGCGUGCAUACUGAUUACAGACAUAUUUAUAUUCAAUCGGAGCAUCCAAAUAUAACUUUUGAAAUACCCAUAAUUGGUAAAGCAAAGGAUCAUUGCUAUAUACCCAAAUCCAUUGACUUUCCAUCCUCGGUACCACAAGAAUAUGCCUACUACGAGUUCGUUGCCUUCAACCCAACGAACGAUACGCAAACUGUUGUUGUAAAGAGCCCACCGCAGAAUAUUAAGGUGACUCAAACGAAAAAAGGCAUUCCAAAGCAUGACUACAUUAGGAUAUUACUAACUCUCAAAGUAGCUGAUGACAAUAUUAUGCAAGAUGUCAUUAAGCUCAAAAUUGAUUCUUUAUUUUAUGAAACAAAUAUAAUGCAUGAGCCAGUUACGAACUCCUUAUACCUUAACACAAAUAAAUUAACGUUCGAAGAAUUGAAAUAUGAACGAGAAUCAAAACUUACUGUUAUGAUAUGUAACGAAUUUAUGGCGGAAAAAGAUUUAAUUGUAACGUUUCUUACCGAUCCAACUCAAUUGCAAGAAAAUCCACUCUUCAAUAUAAAUCCAAUGCGCUCCCAACAAUCCUCCAUGACGAAUAUUAACGUUUAUUCUACCAAUACUUACAUACCGAUCGAUGAUGAUGAGCUCAAUUUUUUUGCUUAUAAGCAUUUCAAAAUCGAAACCGAGAAACUAACAAUCAGCGGUCGAAGCUCAAAGGAAAUAACUGUAUGCUUUCAUCCGGUUAUGUUGCCCGAGUGCGAUUUCAGUGAUACUACUUUGCCACCGUUCAGAGUGCGUACAAGACUAUUUUUUACCGUUACCAAUGAGAUGGUGCCCUAUCGCAAAUCAUUGAUGCUCAAAGGCUUUAUCAGUGGCCCUGAAAUCGAACUUAAACCAAAAGAAAUACGACUGCGUAAAAUUUACAUGGGCGAAGAACAUUGUGAGCUUAUAAAUGUUUUGAAUGUCGAUGAUAAAGUAAAUGCUCAAGUAAAAUUCAAAGAUGUUUUGCACCCCGGCACUGCUUGUGCAUUAGUAAAACCGGAAGAGGGUUAUGUGUUGGGACCAAGCGAAAGUGGUGUCUUCAAUAUCUCUUUUUUCUCACGAGUCAUUGGAGCUUUUGUAGUGAAGCUGCGAUUCAAGGUCAAAAAUGGCGACGUUUUCGAAGUCAAUGUAAAGGGCCACUCGAUAAACGCAAGACUCAAAAUGUUUCCAGAGGUAUUGGAGUACGGUACUAUACCAUUUGGUAUACCAUGUAAGCGACUAAUGUUAUUGGUAAAUCCAUUUUUGGUACCUGUUGCGGUACAAGUUACCGUUGGCGAGGAUGGCGAAGAAACACCGCUUGUGCUUAAUGUAGACAAUGCUGAUGGAUUACAACCGAUAACUGUUAAAGAUUAUAUAGCUGCUAUGAUGGCGAUGUCGGAUGACGAAGAUGAUAAAGGUAGUCAAGGCGAACGGACGAUAGAAUUGAUAAGUAAAACGGAUUCAUUGCCGUCAUACCGUUCGGUCGGUACAGAAAUUUCUACGUGUAGUAGCCAUUUUGAAGAAGAAGUCUUAGAUGCCAUACCAGAUUUUGCAUUUACUAUAGUCAACAAAAUAAAGGAGAAAAAAUAUCUGGAAAACAGAGAAGCGGAAGAAUGUGUAGUUAGCGAGGCUUUACAACUGCUAUUGCAUACAAAUUAUUUUAAUUCGCUUAAGCAAUUUUCAAAUUAUGGUCAAAUGGAUUGGAAUAUUGUGCCGUUUAACCCGAAAGAGAUUUAUUGUGACAAGGAAAUUAUAUAUUUGCAACCGAAUGCAGGUAAAAGCAUUUCGGUGUUACUAAUACCAAAUAGAGUAGGCUUAUUCAAUCGCUCGCUAAAUGUACGCAUUUGUCCAAUAACCGAAGAAGAACACGAUGUGGAUAAUACCGAUGCACGCUGGGAUCUGCGUGGUACAUUUUUUAUAAACUCAAAAAUGUUUACAACAAAAAUUUGGUUGGAAUACAAUUGUCGCUUGCCAGAGAUUACUUUCACACAAGAUAUAAGCUAUGAAAUGGAAAGUAUCUACGUUGGCCAAGGAGUAGAAUUAAUUAUGUCUUUUAAAAAUACAACCAAUGUACCCGGUUUCUUCCACUUCGAUGUGAUACCCGCUGACGACCUUGGUGAACUGACCUUGCAGGAUGAUAUUUCGAAAUAUUUCAUGCCCUCACAUGGAGAAGUUGCAGUAGAAGGUACCAUAGUAUUUCAUCGAUUAGGUAAAGUUAAACUCUCUGGGCUUAUUAAGAUAGUGGGUAAUCCGAACGGAUCGCCAUUUCACAUAUUCGCCGAAGUGAAACCAACUAAAAUCAAAUUAUCAGCGACCACUAUUUACAAGCGUCAAAAAGUACUCGAAUGGUCUGUGGUACAUUUGUGUAUAGAAAAUGAUACACCAACGGUAACAAGUUUCACCAUGAGGCUGAAAAACUAUAAAUACCAAUAUAUUGAACCCAGUGGCGCCGUACUUUCGCCAGAGGGCCAAGGCAUGUAUGUUUCAAUUUUCUCAAAGUACUACGAUGCGGAUACUUAUCACAAUACUUUAGUCAUAAAUAUUAGGAAUAGCGCUACCAUUGAAGUACCACUGACCUACGUCGUAGAGGGCUCACCCAUCAAUAUGGAACCGAAUAUUUUCAAUGGCCACGAUUGUGGUACACUAAUGAUAAAUUGUCAAGAUAAUAAGUACGAAACCGAAACGAAUGAGCCAAAAUAUAAAAAAGAAGUAAAACUAACAAAUAAUGGCAAACAUAGAUAUUGCUUUUAUAUCGACAAGUUACGCAAUAAUCUAGCGAAAUGUGCAAUUGAACUUGGACGUGGCCAUUUGACAGUUUCACCGAAAACUUUAUGUCUCGAACCGCAAUCCGAGGGUACUUUGUAUAUAACAGCCGAUUCCUGUGACGCUGGCAUAAUAUAUAAUGAGUUUCGUGUCAGAAUAAUCGAUCAAGAUUGCAAAUUGAAGGUACACACUACACGCUUUACAGUUACAGCCACAUUUGUGGAACCGGAAAUACAUUGGUGUCAAAAGCUAAUACAGAUGGAGUAUAAUAGGACGCAUAUUUAUAAAGAUCAUCCUGUGUUGGCCACUGCAUGCCUAAAGAACAUGAGUGAUGUGCAGAGUAACGUCUAUCUGAAAAUUUUGGGGCCAUUUAAAAUCAAGCAGUUAUUUGAACACCAUUUCACUAAAGUCAUUAAUUUCACCAUGAAUGGCCUAGAAGAGAAAGAGAUUUUAAUAUCGCUACAUAAAUCGGCAAUACGUGAAGAAUUUUGCACCACCGUGGAUGGGCGCAUACUCUGUGAGGCAGAUAAUAAAUAUCAGAGAUCAUUGCAAUUGAAAUUAAUAAUCCGCAGUCCAGAAUUGAGAAUCACACAACCGGAUAUGAUAAUAUUUACACGUGAAAGGGAAACUUUGACUUAUGUGGAAGUAAGAAAUAUAUCUUGUUUGGACGCACAGUACAAAUGGAAGAAAGUCGAAGAGAAGACGGCAUAUGUCGCAGAUUACGAUGACACCUACAAAUUUUCACUUGAUAUACUCUCCGAAAUAAUACGCAUGUUGGACAUUGAUGAUAAUGAUACGGAUGAGGAUUCAAUUUAUCAACGCAAUAUGACUUUACGCUAUCAGAAAUAUCGCUGCAAAUUGAAACAACUCGAGGAUCCAAUUGGCAUUUCGACUAUCAUCGAUGAACUCAUCGAUAAUUUGGAUUUAGAACAUAAACGUUAUAUGGUGAAUCUGGUUGAAGAGGGUAAUACUUGUUUGAGUGCGAAGCGUUGCACUUCGGGCGAAUUCGUGAACAAAACUUUGGAUGGCAUUUUGCAUGGUCUGAAACUGGAGGACUCCUACGAUAUUUCGCAAGAGAGUUUAGAUGAGUGCGACAAUGAGCGCACCAUACACUUUUUAGAAAAGAGUGGAUUUGUGAAGAAAUUCAGUGAAGUAAAAUCUGCGCUAUUUUUACCGCCAGUCAAACCAGGUUAUGCCAAAACGGCUGUAUUUAUACUCGACACGUUUGGCAGUUGUCCGCAACAAUUCGGCAUUACGCUGGUAAAUUUGGAAAAGGUUAUGGAAUUCUCAUCGGAGAGCGUGUAUCUCGGAGUCAAGCCUUGGUAUGAACUCUUCAAUGCCUCUGUGCGUAUAAUCAACGUCACCCAGUAUCCCAUCACUGUAAGUGUAAGUCACAAAACAGUGGUGGACAAAAGUCAACGGCUCUUCCAAGGUUAUGCAAAAAUUAUUGACAAUAGAACUUUUGAUAUUUGCAAAUUUAAGUCAACGCUGCUGCGGUUCGAAGGCAUAAUGGGUUUCUCCGGGCAAUUCAUGCAUGAAAUUCAAGUGACUGCGAAUAAGAGCGAAGAGCAGAUAAUACAAUUACGCGGCCAGGGUAUAAUGCCCAUAAUUGCAGUAACCACGAAAUUGCAACGUCCCGAACAGGCGAUUUUCGAGAUUUUAGACGAAUAUGAACUACUACGCGCCAUCUACUAUUUUGAUGUAUUCAAAUCGAUAACCGAAUUCGACGAAGAUUUGCCAGUGCCCAAGGAGGAGGACAAUGUCAGCCGGCGUACCAUUGAAUAUUCAUUGAGCAGCAUAAACACAGAUGCCACCACGAGCACUACGAGCAGUCGGCAAGCGCGUUUCUUUCAAUUGAUGAAAACUUAUGUAAUUGUCAAUAAUAAUGGUGAACUGCCGCAUGCAAGCGUGUUGGAGCAAAUAAUCGAGACACAAAAGUUUAUUAAGCAAUUGCAAGCAAAUACGAAAACGGCGCUACUCUUACGUAAGGUGCAUCAGGAUUACGUGAAGCUGAUCAGCAGCUAUGGUGAAUCGAUGCCAAUUAAUCUCAAGCACUUCACCACACAACCGCUACCAUUUCAGCAGCAGGGUUUUGUAUUCAAUAUGAAUCAAUUGGUAUUGGGACAAUUGAGAAAAUUCGUUAUCGAUUUGCAUUUCUAUGGACCUGGCAAACUGAUUGCAUCUGUGCGCACAGAGGUGAAAAUACCUGGGCUGUAUGUGGAUUUCGAAGUGAAAAAGAGUGAGAAUCACGACUAUAUAUUCUAUGCAGCUGAAAAGAAAUCGGCCAGCUUAUUGGUCAAACGCUAUCGCAAUCUUUUUGAGCGUAUUAUCGAUACAGAAACAGAUCCGAAAGUCAAGCAUGCGCAUUCGUUCGAUUUGGAUCGUAAAGAGCAGCAUACGCGCUUGGAAGUGGACGCUAAGCAGCGCAAAGAAUUGCAGAACUACUAUAACAGCUUGAAUAAAUCGGUAUAUGAAGAUCACAAGCAUCACUUUACUUUGUGCAAAAUAUUCAGUAACAGCAAGCGGAACUAUUAUAGCGGCGAAGCGAGGCUUGUAAUUUUGUUUAAACCGGAAGCGAAGUACUACGAGGAGGGACAAAUACUUGAGGAUUAUCUAUACAUUGAUCUACAUUUGGGCCCCACUUUGCCUAUACUGCUGCGUGGCCUCAUCGCUAAGCGUGAUUAG
This is a messenger RNA of Rhagoletis pomonella (apple maggot), 5748 nucleotides long. RefSeq lists its product as uncharacterized. The transcript has 21 exons. Bases 1 to 5748 code for a protein of 1915 amino acids. The record is from RefSeq and is a predicted model, not a curated record. NCBI's taxonomy places the organism in Eukaryota, Metazoa, Arthropoda, Insecta, Diptera, Tephritidae.